AAUAGCACUUCAAGUUGAAUGUGAACAAUAUUUGAGAUUUUUCUUAAAUUUUCUCCGCAUAUUUUUAACAAGACAUUCAGCUUCAAGGACGGAAUCAUCAUGACCGAUAGUUUCCACAUCAGUUUACGAGGCACUGAAUAUACAACUUCCUCCAAAUCCGUCGGAGAAUUCAUGGACAGACUUGUCCAAUGUGGACGAGCAGAUGUGAUUUCCCCAGGUCAUUAUUUUGUUGACAGAAACCCUACUGUUUUUCAUCAUGUUUUGGAUUAUGUGUCUGGGAGAAAAUUUCAUCUUCCCAAAGGAAUUUGUGCCAUCGAGGCGAGAGAAGAAAUGGAGUUCUGGAUGAUUCCCAUUGAAGCAAUCCCGGUGUGCUGUUACGAAAUACUUUACAAUGACAAUUUGUCUAGCUAUGAAGCAAUUGAAAAAAUGGAGAUUGGUUUGAUGCAUGGCGUUUCCCCUACAGAAAAAGAAAAAAUAAUCCCAAGAGCAAAGCUUGUAAAAUUAAGAGAUACUCUGAACAAAGCCUCGGUGGAUCCAAGCUCCAGUCUUCUUGGAAAGAUAUGGUUGACCUUUGAGGCUGUUGUUACAAUCCUAGCGAUUAUCUGCUUCAUCUUGAAUACAGAUAAAGACUACCGGGAGGAUAGAGGGAGCAUUCCAGCCAUAUCGGACAAUGAUACGUAUAACCAUGUCUUCAGUAACCCCAAACUCUCCAUGCUACUAACCAAGAAAAUUCCUACAGAGCGCGUGGUCCUAGAGGGUAUAUCUAAUGUGUUUCUUCUGCUUGAUCUGAUUUUACGAUUUAUCAUCACCCAUCAGAAGAAAACAUUCUUUUUGGUUUCAUCAAACAUUUUAGAAAUUAUUGCGAUUACGAUUUCAUUUUUCGUGAUAUAUAUGGAUAGACAUCCUGAGAUAAUUGUUCAAAACAGUUGGCUGGAUGAAAUCAUUAUAUGUGUUGGAUGUCUAUACUCUUUAAGAGUUUUCAAACUGUUACGCUUAGCAGAAACAACAGGUGAAAUGAAGAUUUUGAAGUUAUGUUUUCAAAACAGCUUGAAACUAAUAGUACUUCUUUUAAUGCUAUUCACAAUUUUCUCAGUCAUUUUUGGAUCGUCGAUGUUUUGGGCCGAGUUUCACAAUUCAGAAACAUUUCCCAAUAUGUUUGUCAGUAUUUGGUGGGCGGUUGUUACCAUAACGACCGUUGGAUACGGUGAUCACUAUCCGAAGGGUUCAUAUGGGUACUUGAUGGCUUCUCUGACCGCUGUAUUUGGUAUAUUAUUGAUAGCCAUGCCCAUCGCAUCUUUAUCCUCCAGUUUCAAUACUUAUUAUAGCUGUUACACGUAUAAAAAGAAAUAUACCGAAGCUAAGAAAAAGUCCAGAGAAAAUAUUUCUGAAAGUGCUUUUGAUAAGAGUUGAUAAAUUAUAACAUCAUCAACUGGUUUAGGUUUACCUGUAUGAUAAGUUCUCUUAUAAAACAUUAAUCAAAUAAUGGA
Messenger RNA from Saccostrea cuccullata (small rock oyster), 1487 nucleotides. Its product is annotated as potassium voltage-gated channel subfamily C member 3-like. Bases 100 to 1410 code for a protein of 436 amino acids. NCBI's taxonomy places the organism in Eukaryota, Metazoa, Mollusca, Bivalvia, Ostreida, Ostreidae. Gene Ontology annotation, molecular function: voltage-gated potassium channel activity. Gene Ontology annotation, cellular component: membrane; voltage-gated potassium channel complex. The transcript is spliced from 2 exons. Gene Ontology annotation, biological process: protein homooligomerization; potassium ion transmembrane transport. The record is from RefSeq and is a predicted model, not a curated record.